Messenger RNA from Aspergillus thermomutatus, 1500 nucleotides. Its product is annotated as putative integral membrane protein (Ptm1). Lineage: Eukaryota; Fungi; Ascomycota; Eurotiomycetes; Eurotiales; Aspergillaceae. Bases 1 to 1500 code for a protein of 499 amino acids. Gene Ontology annotation, cellular component: membrane; Golgi apparatus. The record is from RefSeq and is a predicted model, not a curated record. Gene Ontology annotation, biological process: retrograde transport, endosome to Golgi. The transcript is spliced from 6 exons.
AUGUAUAGUCGCAAGGCGUGGGGUGGAAGCGUCGAUCCAUAUAUCGAGACGGUAUUCGUCAAAGAUAACGAAGCGGGCGAUAGCGAUCCUCUUGUCAGUGUCGUGAUUUUCGAAUGGAGCGACGAGAAUCUGAUCGGGAGAUCCGUAUCCGAUGAUCCUGAAGUGAAAGAGACCAUUUGCGACCAGGCCAGCGUCGAGGCGAAACUAUGCGAAGAAGAUCAAACAGGUUCCUUCAUUCUGGCCGCCAACGCGAGCGAAGCAUCCAAAUUCCCUAUCGUAUCUCAGGCGGUACAUCUGAAUAACCCAGCCGCAAUCAAUUACCCUAUUAAGAAGACCGGCUUCUAUUGCGUCAGCACCUAUGGAUAUUCCGGGAAGGAUUACAAAGCCGCGGUUGAGUUCAGGAACGCAUACGGUGAACUUCCGGCUGCUCAAAUUGCAAAACUUCCCUUCUACGGUGGUUUGACUAUUGUCUAUGCGGUCAUUGGAGUAUUUUGGGCAUUCCUCUACGUUCAGAAUCGUCAUGACAUUUUGCCGGUGCAAAACUACAUCACCGCCAUCUUGGUCUUUUUGAUUGUGGAGCAAUUGAUGACCUGGGGCUUUUAUGAUUUCCAGAAUCGGCACGGUUUGAAUAUCGGUGCAAAGGUGCUGAUGGUAAUCGUUGCUGUCCUGAAUGCGGGACGCAAUUCUUUCUCCUUCUUCCUUUUGCUCAUCGUUUGCAUGGGAUACGGCGUGGUCAAGCCCUCUUUGGGCCGGACCAUGAUCUAUGUCCGUGUUCUGGCCAUCACCCACUUCGUUUUUGGCGUCAUCUAUGCUGUCGCAAGUCUAUCAAUUACACCCGACAGCGCUGGGCCACUGGUGCUCCUCAUCGUGCUCCCACUUGCUGGUACACUGACUGCGUUCUAUGUGUGGACACUAAACUCCUUGAACGCUACCAUGAAGGAUCUGAUCGACCGAAAGCAGAAGGUCAAAGCAAUGAUGUACAAGAAGCUCUGGUGGUGUAUUUUGGGCAGCAUCAUCGUGAUCUUCGGCUUCUUUUUCAUCAACUCAUUUGCUUUUGCUGGUCGUAGCGAAGCAAGCUUUGUGCCAGAGCAUUGGAAGACCAGAUGGUUUGUGCUUGAUGGUUGGCUCAACCUUGUGUACUUGUUCGAUAUUGGGUUCGUUGCCUAUCUCUGGCGGCCUACUGCGAACAACAGGCGGUUCGCAAUGAGUGACGAGCUUGCACAAGACGAUGACGGGUUCGAGAUUCGAUCUUUCAAUAGUGGACUGGACGAUGAAGAGGCGUUUAUCGGCCCAGAAGGAAAUUCCGCCUCCGCAACACGCCGUGAGCUGUCACCGGUACCUCCUAAACCUGUUCCAUCUGCUCCGCGCCAGCGAGACUCUCUUGAUGGUGAGACGAUCUUCGCUGUAGGUGAGGAUGGUGACAAAUGGUCUGAGGACGAGGACGAGUCACCACGAAACUCGAGCGAGCGGCAGAGGCUCACGGCCCAUAAAUCGGACUAA